GCUGCUCAUAUGUUAAUACUCGAAAGGGAAAUAAUAAGAGAAGGUUUGGACAAGUGGUAUUGGAAAGUACGAUAUAACGCUAAAUUUUUGAAAGUUUUUAAGGGUGAAGAAGAGGAUUGUGAAUAUGCUAAAAAUAAUUAUUAUUAUUUAUUUACAUCGUUAUAUCCAAGCAUUUGUGGUCUUAAUCUUAAAAAUCACACUGAAUAUUUAAAUUUUGGAUAUUAUUCAAAUGGAGAAAGAAAUAUAAAUUCAUGUGGAUAUAAUAAUGAAUGGAAUGCUGUACCCGAAGGAAUUAAGAAAGAUUUAAAUAGUGGAGCUUUUGAUGAUUAUUGCAAAUUUAAAACAACAACCACUCCGAAAAUAUAA
Molecule: messenger RNA, 366 nt
Organism: Meloidogyne enterolobii
Lineage: Eukaryota; Metazoa; Nematoda; Chromadorea; Rhabditida; Meloidogynidae
Source: the annotation of a GenBank genome assembly